Molecule: messenger RNA, 480 nt
Organism: Funneliformis caledonium
Lineage: Eukaryota; Fungi; Glomeromycota; Glomeromycetes; Glomerales; Glomeraceae
Source: the annotation of a GenBank genome assembly
AUGCACACUACCAGUCUUAGUGAGACAGCUAUCAAAAUUUUAGAAGAGAAAGAGGUUAAUGAUCGUAACUUCCUUGACUUAUCUCAAAAAGAGUUUGAACAUCAUGAAAUGAAAUUAAGGCUAGCAAAAAAACUCGCGAAGUUCGCUAGACUCAAGAACACUGACAAAAUCCCAUUAUUUUCUCUACAAACUCAUGAAAUUCAAGAGUCUAACAAGCACUUCAAAUAUUGUAUGGCAGAAAUUUUAGUCAGGCUAAAAAAUUACGACACUUUGGUCAUUGAUAGCUUAGAAGCUAUGCGUAAUGAAUAUGUUGUGACGAUUCUUCAUAUCGCAAUCAAUAUUAUAAGAGAUUCUACAAGGGAAGAGCUCAGCACAAGACCUGAGUACGAAAUAAUUAAUGAUGAUAGCACAGGACAGGUUGACUUCGCAAUCAAGAAAGCUGAGAAUCUUAUUUGUGUCAUUGAAGACAAAUCAGAGUAA